UUCAGCCAGAGAUUUGAGGUCUGUUACAAGGAGGAGCUGGGUGCUGGUGAAUGGAGGUACAGUGUGGCUCUGGGGAAGCAUUUCUGGACAAAACUGAUGCUUCCAGGUGGGAUGUUUGGAAGUGUGGUGGUGGUGGGCAGGUUUCUUCGUUAGACCACCUUCACAUUGGCUAUGGGAAAAGCCAAUGCUGGCUGAUGGCACACUAGGCUUCUUUGGCUAUUUAUUCCUGCUUUAUUAUCAGUGACUGGGGCAGGUGGUGGGAAGCAGCACUUGGGACUCAGUCCAGUCCCUCACUGUUCCUGCAUGCUGGCCCUGCUCUGCUGCCUUCUCUCUGUGGUUGGUUGUAGCAGGCAGCUUGUUGCACUGCCUUGUAUCUGGGUGAGAGUCCUGCUGUCUGGUGCUGGCAGUGCCCUGAGGUUGGGCUGGGAAGGCCAGCCUGUUCCUGCUCCUCUGUUACUUCUGACUGCUGUUCCUGACUGCCUUGGAAUGCACAUUCACAGGCAGCCCACAUCCCUUCCUGGGGCAGCUGUCCUGGGCUGCAGAUGGCUGCACAGGGAAGCUCUGUCAGCUGUCUCCCACCGUUGCUUGGCACUUGGUUGCAGGGACAGCUCCAGUGCUGGCACAGUCUGCAGCGGAGAGCCCUAACAUGCUGUGUGUUUACCUGUACAUGCAUGGUGAAGAUAACUUCUUGGUGCAGGUGCUAAGGGAGUUAGUGGAAAAGUGCCCUGCUAGACAGAGAGGCUCUCAUGGGUAAAGCUGGACUUAAUGGUCCUUAUGGGUCCCUUCCAAUCUGAAAUACUCUAAUGCUUCAGUUGUGGAAGGUGGUGGGGACUUCCAGGGACUGAUGUGGAUCUGUUUCUGCAGGGCUUCUGGCCCCCUUUAUGGGCUGAAGCCAUCUCCUACCCUCCUUUGAUGCUGUCUACAUGUGCCUUGCUAGUGUUUGUCUUCCUGUGGCUCCUGCUGAGACAUGCACUUGACUUGUUCCAUGCCUCUGCCUGCUCCCAGCCCUUGGCCUGUGCUGCUGGAUCAGGGCCCUGAAUGAUGGGGGUGGAGAGCAGUAUGACUGGGAGGUGAGGAUGGGAAGACAAAUGUGGAGCUGCACGUGAAGUCUGGGAGCUGGAGACAUGUUCUGGUGUCUUGAUGCUGCUCCCUUCAGGAGACUGCCUCCCAAAGCCAGAUAUUGCAAGAAGAUUUCUGGCAAUAGGCAAAUCACGUAAUCUGCCCCCUCACUGUUCUAGGUACCCAGUAUCUGCUUGUCUUGGUCAGGGUGACCCUCCUUGGAGUCCUGCUGCGGCCGUGGUGCUGCCUACCCGGUCUGAGAACUUUUUAGGCGAUGGUGCUGCCCAGGUGAGUCCUUGCCUGCAGCUGGCAGCCCCGGAAGGAGUGGGCAGUCAGUAGUAACAGCUGUGCUGUGCUGUCUGCCUCUUGAGCUUCGUCAUGGGCUAGAGGAGGAAACGGGUGUUGCUGAUCGGGCGUUCCUCGAUUCAGAGAAGCGGGGGUGAGCUUGCGUCACUGCCAGUUACAAGCAUGAGCUGGUGGUGUUUCCAUCCCUUCCUCUCCGGAGAUUUCCUUCUUCCCGGCGUUUGCCCCCGGAGGUCCUUGCCUAGCGAUCCUGUCCGCUCCGCUCGGCAAGCGACUGAAAAGCCUUUGCCUGGAUGGCGGCGCCGGAGCAGGGUACUGCCAGUGAUGCCGGCGAGGGGCUGGCUUACCUCUCUGCCGGCUGCCACUUUGAAUGGGCGCUCAUGCAGCAAGCGCUGCAUUGUAUCGGGCCUGCUGAGAGGCUGGUCCCAGCCUGAGUCAAGGAUGAUGCUGGCUGGCCCCUGCCUCUCUCCUGGCUGGCGAACAGUUCUCUCACGAUUCGCGUUUCCCAUCACUUAGGGUUGCCUGUUGCUCGCAGAACUGAGGGGGCCGUAGAGGAGCAUUCGGAGGUCGGGGUAGAGUCACCCUCCAAGCCGCGGUGGUCCAUCGCGGGCGAAAUUCGUCCUAUCUCUCGGCCGAAGUGAGUUCGCCUAAAGGGGAUCGCGCCGGGCCGAGCCGAGCCGCUGAUGCGGAUCUCGAAUCGGGUAUUGGAAAUACUCCGAACAAUUGAGCAGCGCUGGGGACGGCAGCUAGAGUUGUCCAGGACUUUUGACCAGCUGAACUUCACUGAGGAGAAGACAAGAUGCUGGGGGGAAAAAUGACCAGUUUUGGGAAGAAGCUGAUCCGCCGGCGCAUGGUGGACUUGAGCUCUGAUGACACACAUUUUGCUCGCUGCCUCUCCACACUGGACCUUGUAUCCCUGGGUGUGGGCAGCACACUAGGGGCUGGUGUGUAUGUGCUGGCCGGGGAGGUAGCAAAGGAGAUGGCUGGACCCUCCAUCGUUCUUUCCUUCUUGGUGGCUGCUUUCUCAUCUGUACUGGCUGGACUCUGCUAUGCAGAGUUUGGGGCCCGUGUCCCCAAGGCUGGCUCUGCAUAUCUCUACAGCUACGUUACCGUUGGCGAGAUCUGGGCUUUUAUAGCUGGGUGGAACCUCAUUCUCUCCUAUGUGAUAGGUACAGCCAGUGUGGCACGAGCCUGGAGUGCAGCAUUUGACAACAUCAUCGGCAACCACAUCUCCACCUUGUUUGCCGACAAGAUCCCAAUGCAACUGCCAGGAGUGCUGGCCAAGCAUCCAGACUUCUUUGCUUUAAUCCUGAUUUUGCUGCUUACUGUACUGCUGGCUUUUGGUGUCAGCGAAUCUGCCCUUGUGAACAAAAUCUUCACAGCAGUGAACCUGUUGGUGCUGAGCUUUGUCAUCAUUGCUGGCUUCAUCAAGGGAGACAUCAAGAACUGGCAGCUUUCAGAGAAGAACUAUGUCAACUUCUCGCAGUCAGACUCACCGGAUGCCAUGAAAAAGGCUUUUGGUUCUGGUGGGUUUUUCCCCUUUGGACUGGAAGGGAUGCUGACCGGUGCUGCCACCUGUUUCUAUGCCUUUGUGGGCUUUGACUGCAUUGCCACCACAGGGGAGGAAGCCAGGAACCCACAGCGCUCGAUUCCCAUUGGCAUCAUUGUGUCCCUCCUCAUCUGCUUUGUGGCUUAUUUCGGGGUCUCUGCGUCCCUGACUCUCAUGGUGCCCUACUUCCACCUGAACAAGAGCAGCCCUCUGCCUGAGGCAUUCAAGGCGGUUGGCUGGGAGCCCGCCCGCUAUGCUGUUGCCGUUGGCUCACUCUGUGCCCUCUCCACCAGCUUGCUGGGCUCCAUGUUUCCCAUGCCCCGAGUGAUCCAUGCUAUGGCAGAGGAUGGGCUGCUCUUCAAGUUCCUCUCCCGGAUCCACAGUGGCAGAAAGACCCCUCUGAUUGCCACCUUUGUCUCGGGGUUCUUCGCAGCCGUGUUUGCCCUCCUGCUUGACCUGAAGGACCUGGUGGACCUCAUGUCGAUCGGCACGCUGCUGGCCUACUCCCUGGUGGCGGUGUGCGUGCUCAUCCUCCGGUACCAGCCCAGACAGCUGAACUCUCCAAGGGCCAUGGAAAUGCUGGAGCUGAAUGGGAACGAGGAGGACAGAGUGAUCACGGACCCGACUAUCACUGCUGCCAGUGCCCAGCACAAAGAGACAUUGUCGCUGGCGAUGCUCUUCAACCCGCCUGGGGACACCCCCACUGUGCUCUCAGGCCGCAUUGUCUAUGUCUGUGUCACAGUCAUUGCCGCACUGAUCACAGUCCUCUGUGUGGUCCUGACCCAAAAUGUGGCUGCGCUGAAGGAUGCCGAUGUGGGCUCUGUUGUGACUGUGGUGCUGCUCCUCAUGGCUCUGCUCAUUCUCACCAUCAUCAUUUGGAGGCAGCCUCAGAGCAAUACAAGGUUAAACUUCAAAGUACCUUUCCUCCCACUCCUGCCAAUCUGCAGCACCUUUGUUAACAUCCUGCUGAUGGUCAAGCUGAGCUCGGGCACCUGGGCACGCUUUGCCGUCUGCAUGGUUGUGGGUUUUGUUAUUUACUUUGCCUAUGGAAUUCGGAACAGUGUGGAAGCGAAAAAUGCAGAAAAAGCCUGUGCCUCAGUAGAAAAGCCUCUGCACCAUCCUGGACAGGACCUCAGCCCUGGGGCUGCUGUGGUCUGAGGGCCUGGGGACCAGUGCUCCAUGGACCUCUUUGUGACUUUGGGACAAGAUCAUGAUCCAGAGAGUACAUCCAUCCCCUCUCCUGCAGAGAGUGAGUCCCAGAGUACCGAGGCUCUGAGCCAAAGCUGACCUAGGAUGAAUGUUCCAACCAAAUGUUUUAUGUUUCCACUCAUUAACGAAGUAUUGUUAUAUGUGUUCAUUUAUUGGCAAAACGUGUUCACCUUUCUGGCCUAAUUAGGGGGUGUAGGAUCAAAGACAACUCCCUUGGGUCCUCCUUGAGCCCUGGCCAGGCUUUGGGAGGAAGCUGGCAGGAAAAUGAAAUUAGAAAUUAAGUCAGCUUGUUUGUUUGGCUGUGUAAAAGCUGGACCACUGUCACAGCAAAGUGGGGCAGCCUUGUGGCCUGCUAAAGUGGAGGCACUGCAGGAGUUCCCAGUUACUGGUUCUCCAGUCCUUGGCUGUGACAGCUUCCCCCCACAGCUGAUGUUUCUUGGACUUGGAUGAUGUACCUUCUUUGGGGUAACUGGUGGUGUGUCAUAGUCACUGCAGGCAUUCUUUGGUAGCAAUCAUUAGCCUUGCUUAGCUUAUCCCUUUGUAAUUCUUUGUUCAUGGUUAGGUGCAUUGCUUAGCUUAUCCUUUUGUGAUUCUUUGCAGUUUUCCAUCAUAGCAAAUGUCACUGUUCCUUAAGUUGGUGUCUGUGUCUCUGACCCUACCCACCAGCACAACAAAACUAGCAUAGUCAGCAGGGUCAGAACAAACUGUUGCUUUUAAUGAAAGGAAUCAGCCCUGUCUGAAAUUCCCAGAUGGGAAGACUUUCUGUAUAGUUCACUGGUCCUCAAGUGGGCUAAGGUUGGAGGACCAUGUGAGAAAGCACACACUGAAAUAGGAAAGGAACUUGUGGGUUUUGGAAGGCAAGGAUGGAUUUUAUUUAAAGUAUAUCAAACAAAAUACCAACAAAAGGAAUAGUUGUUGAAAUAGACUGACAGAUGUGAGUAGCAGAAUCAAAUUGUAAUGCUAAAGGGCCAAAAUAAGCUGCUUGCUGCUAAGUUGGACUUUCCAGACUUGCCAAAAAGGCUGCAGUUAGAGUAGCUCAGUAUAAGGAAAGAAGGGGGCAAGUGAAUCACAAGCAAAUGUGUGCAGUAAUUGCAGAGGCAGGUGUGCAGUGGGAUCCUGAUAAAUGGAAUGGAGAUAUUUGGGAUUCUGUGGAUUCUCAUGAGGUUGGUUCCCCAGUGAAUUUGUAGAUGUGAGACCAGCAUGGACACAAAAGGUGGAAUUAGAUGCUAAUGGUCAGCAGGUCAGGAGGGAUACUCAUAGAGGGUUAUACUCAACAUGAAGUAAAUGAAAUAUCUGAACAGUUUAAGCAAAGGCCAGGGGAACCUUUUUUCUCUCGGAUGGUGUGCUUGUACAACCAGGGAGCACCAGGGAUAACCCUACUCAGGGGGCUCUAAGAAGUAUUUCGUUUUGAGCUUGGAUUAUUCUGUGCAGGAUGCAUUUUGAAAUAACAUUCACAGUACUAAUUUGUUCAUUUUGGCUGCUUUGGAUGUAAUAUUAAAUAUCCUCCAGAAAAUUAGUGGCCAGGAUCUGAAAGUCAGAGGUAUACCUUGUGAGAUUGUAUACCAGAUGCAUGAGAACCUCUUGAGAUUUUGUGUUUGUAAGAUAAUGUUGCUGAAGAUACAUGUAGUCACUCCAAUAUUUUGCCUGUAACUUUGUUGCAAGGACAAGAUUUUGGUUAUUUAUUUUUUUGUUUAUAUUUUUUAAAAGAAGUUUUUUAGUUUUUUACCUCCAGGUAUAUCCUGUCAAUUUUUGGUAUCUAGCUAUACUCUGAUUCAAGACUUGCAGCCUACUCCCACUGGUAUGAACUGGUAAAGGAACUGUUAAAACACACAGACCUGAGGCUUGCUGAAACAAGCCCAAGAGAAUGGACAAAAGACUUUGCUGUCUAUCAUGACACGGCAGAAAUUCAUCAUGUGAUGUGUGAAGAAAGAUGGAGAACAUGGAUGGUGGGAGACUCUUUUUGGAUGGGUCCUACAGCUGCCAGAAUUCUCAACUGAGUGCUUCACCCUGGUGUCGUUUUAUUGAUGCUAAUUUUAUGCUUUUUGUUCUGAUAAUUGCAUUGUAUGUUAAGGUUUGGAUGAUUGUGAAACAAUUAGCUUACCAACUACCUCCACUGACAGUAGACAAUCCAUGUGGUACCAAAGCAUGAAAUGUUCUCAAGCUCUAUUUGGAUACUGUGAAGCUUGAGUGACUAUAGUCACAGGGUGUAUUAUGUGGGAAAAUGACUGGGAACUCUGUGGACAGGUAGCUGAGGGUACAGUCAGAGAAAACUGAGGAGUUAUAACAGUAUAGAAAUUAUAGGGUGAGUGUUACACUAUUCCUUGAUAUGGUGUUUGUGUCUCUGACCCUACCCCCUGGCAAAACAGUCAGACCUGCAGAGCUGGGUUGUGUGCUGCCUCUUCCCCUCACAGGGAGGUCCCCUGGCUGGAUGGGAGUGCUGGUGGCCCAGGGGUGGUCUCUGCCCUCCUGCAGUCCUGCAGAGGAGCAGUGACACCAGCACAACCCUCCAGCCGUGAAAGUUGCUUUCCCAGUGCACAGGAAGCUCCACGUGAUGGUGCAGUUGUAGUCAUCCCAUCUGUCCUGUGGCUGUGUUCUCCUCCUCCCUGCUUUCCAAGUGCCAGACUUGUACGUGGCAGCCACGGCUGGAGCUCUGCAGGAAGGCUUAGUGCAACUUGUUCUGGUACUCAUGGCACUGCCAGCAAACUGUACUGCCCUGUCCAUGCUGUUUGGUAUAAAAAUCUUGCUCAAGUGUCUGUGAGAUGUCCUCAGUGUUGGUGUACUUGUGUCCAACCUCAUCUGCCUUUGUAUAAUUUUGAAGCAUUUUUUUUUAAUCGAUUAAAUUAAAUGUUUUUAAGUGCUUUUUUC
Molecule: messenger RNA, 6985 nt
Organism: Catharus ustulatus (Swainson's thrush)
Lineage: Eukaryota; Metazoa; Chordata; Aves; Passeriformes; Turdidae
Gene: SLC7A3
Product: solute carrier family 7 member 3
Exons: 14
Coding region: 2162-4069 (635 amino acids)
Biological process (GO): amino acid transport; transmembrane transport
Cellular component (GO): plasma membrane
Molecular function (GO): amino acid transmembrane transporter activity
Source: RefSeq, a predicted model, not a curated record